AUGAGGAGUAUGAAGACCAGCGGUGGCCUGACGAGAGGGCGAGGCAUGACAGAACAGCAGCAUCUCAUAUGGCUGCUCUCCGUGCCUGCCUGUGCUGAAGUCAACAAUGCUAUGCAACAGCUCACAGGUGUCAACUAUAACUCUGGUGAACAAAACCAGGACAUGACAAAUGCUAGACAAGCACGUGACAUGAAAGACACACAUGCAGUUAUCAGCUGUCUGAAAGAGAGAUCACCCUUCAGUUCAGAUCCGAGCUUGCUCAGCAUUUUGACAGGGGUACAUGCAACCAGCAAAGUCAAUGUGGACUCAUCAAAAACUGUUGGAACAGCAAUCCUGACCAAAAUGGAUGGACAAAUUGCUGCUGACUACACAUUCAAGAAAAUGUGGAGGAAGAGGGAGGAUCGGGCCAUCACCUUGGCUUUGAAAUCGGCAGUAAAGAUUGAUGGUGAGGCAGUACAAGUGGAUCCUCAGCUGCUUCUUGAGCGACUGACAAUUGCUGCAAAAGCUCCAGAGGCUCUAGAGUCUGUGUUCAAAUAUGAGCUGUGCAGUUUCCCACCAGCUCUGUUUGAUUCAACACUGCUGCUCCGACAGCCACAGAAGCCAGUGCUAGUAGAUGCUAUCUGGACACUCCUGACAAAGGAUGCACCAGGAAUCACAGGACAAGUCCACUACGUGUUGGGUGGUGGGGCACUAGUUCAGCGCAUUCCAUGGGCACGUGGCUCAACAUACAAAGGUAUCUGCACGCAAUACACAGAGUAUGUCACAAAGAAGUAUGGACAGGCAACAGUCGUGUUUGAUGGAUAUGAUGGUACAUCAACAAAGGGCACAGCACACCAAAGAUGUGCAAGAGGGAAUGCUGGAGCAACGGUGACGUUUGAUGAAGAUAUGUAG
Messenger RNA from Strongylocentrotus purpuratus (purple sea urchin), 891 nucleotides. RefSeq lists its product as uncharacterized. Bases 1 to 891 code for a protein of 296 amino acids. Lineage: Eukaryota; Metazoa; Echinodermata; Echinoidea; Camarodonta; Strongylocentrotidae. The transcript has a single exon. The record is from RefSeq and is a predicted model, not a curated record.